AUGUCUAUCCCCGAGCCAACAACGAAAAACGCCUCAAACAGCACCAGUGCUAGCCCUUUGAGCAAAGGCAACAUCAGCCAAGUACCGGGAAGCAAAUACAGUAGCAUUGAGCGAUUCGCACAAGCACCAGCCUCCGAAGGCACAUACUUUGCCAGUGCGCGGAUGUCAGACAGAUCAGCGCAUCUCACGAGACUGUCAAGCCAACUCGAUGCUAUGGACGAGAUCAUGAGAGCAAGGAAUUAG
This is a messenger RNA of Penicillium bovifimosum, 243 nucleotides long. RefSeq lists its product as uncharacterized. NCBI's taxonomy places the organism in Eukaryota, Fungi, Ascomycota, Eurotiomycetes, Eurotiales, Aspergillaceae. The transcript is spliced from 2 exons. Bases 1 to 243 code for a protein of 80 amino acids. The record is from RefSeq and is a predicted model, not a curated record.